This is a messenger RNA of Cucurbitaria berberidis CBS 394.84, 816 nucleotides long. Its product is annotated as NAD(P)-binding protein. Gene Ontology annotation, molecular function: oxidoreductase activity. The transcript has a single exon. Bases 1 to 816 code for a protein of 271 amino acids. The record is from RefSeq and is a predicted model, not a curated record. NCBI's taxonomy places the organism in Eukaryota, Fungi, Ascomycota, Dothideomycetes, Pleosporales, Cucurbitariaceae.
AUGGCUCAUGUUGACCGCCUCGCAAAUACCCACGUCCUCGUCUUUGGCGGCACGUCAGGUAUCGGAUAUGCCAUCGCCAACAUGGCCCUCCACUACGGCGCACGCGUGACGAUCUCCGGCUCCGGACAAGCAAAAGUCGACACCAAGGUGGAAAAAUUGCGCUCUCUAUAUCCCAACACGCCAGCCUCCAACGUGGCCGGCUUCGCAGCCGACCUCCUCGACAAGGAAAACCUCGAGAAGAACCUAAAGAGCCUGCUUGACCAGGUGACAAACGGUGGCAAGAAUAAAGUCGACCACAUUGCCUUCACAGCAGGUGACCAACUAUCGCUCCCUAAAGUGCAGGAAGUCACCAUAGAGACGGCGCUGCACGGCUUCACGGUGCGGUUCCUUGCCCCGGCCAUCAUUGCGAAACUUCUCUCUACAGGCGCGUACAUGCCGGUCUCUGCCAAUAGUUCCUUCACCCUCACGGGUGGCACUAAUACGCACCGACCGAUGCCAAACUGGACCUUCGCUGCUGCCAUAGGGGCCUCGGUCGAGGGUCUUACGCGCGGUCUUGCGGUAGAUCUGAAGCCCAUCAGAGUGAAUGUCGUGCUGCCGGGUGCGAUUCAUACCGAGCUGUUCCAGGGCUUGUUGGAUGUGAGUACACCGGAAAAAAUAGCGGGCUUGAAGAAAGGGUUUAGUCUGUUGGAUGCCUUUGGGCAGCCGGAGGAUAUUGCUGAGGCGUAUGCGUGGAUCAUGCGUGAUCGGUUUGCGAAUGGUGGGUUAGUGACGAGUGAUGGUGGGAGGCUGCUUGUGGGCACCGAGAGCCUGGGCUGA